CAUCAGAGCUCAUACGUCUCUCGAGCAUUACCAUAAUCAAGGUCGUAGAGUCUGCUUGGGAAGCGUUCAGUGACGCCUGAGCUCCUGAUGAUCGGCAGGCCAUAGCCAUCGGAAACUCGCCAGGAUGCAUCCGGACCCUACCAAGAUCAGCAAUAACCCGUAUCCUGUCAACCCCGCUGGAUUCCUUAUCGGCUCGUUCUUUGGCGCGAUCCUCUUUGGCGUGCAUGCCUCGCAGGUCUAUCGAUAUUACUCGACGUACAGCGGGGACUCGCUACGCUACAAAUGCCUCGUAGGGUGGAUCUUCCUGCUCGGGACGCUACAAGUCUUGAUCCUCGUAGUCAGCUCGUGGAAGUACUACGUGGAUGGGAUCUGGAAUCCAGAAGUUUGGGGAACGUUCUGGUGGCCCCUGAGCUUUCAGGAUGGGCUCAUACCUCUGAUGGGAUUCACUUGUCAGCUGUACAUGGGAAGACGUGCAUGGGUACUGUUUGGUCGUAAACGGUGGUUCGGAAUCUUGAUGGUGGUCCUUCCGAUAAUCACCUUGUUGGCGGGGAUCGCUCUCGCUAUUACUGCCUACCUUUGGGCCCAUCGUCCAUUCGUCUCGCUCGAAGAGUUUAGAGGCCGUGUCAUCGGCGUCCCCUCCCAGGUCGUCGCUAUCCUAUGGAUGGGACUCUCCGCUAUCACAGACGGGAUCGUCACCGCCUCGCUCUUGAUCUACUUCUGCCGGGUCCAAUUACAGGCAAGAGGAUCCGGUCGGAAAAGGAUCGUACAACGCCUAGUCGCUCUCACCUUGGAGACGGUGCUCUUGACACACGCAUGUGCUGCGGUGAUGUGCGUCCUCUUCCUCGCCAGUCCGGCUCAUAGGCGAACGGAAUCGGCGUCAUUUUGGGUGUUCUUGGGGACCAUAACAGAGCUGUAUGCCUUGUCUCUGCUGUUCACGAUCAACUCGAGAUCGUCCUCCGGGAUCAAGGACACGCCAGGCCAACCUAGGAGACAGGAAGAAAGACCAGGACCGAGCGGUCUGACCCGAUUCGAUCCGGCCGACACUUCGGCCUGGGACAAGGCCGUUGAAGGUCCAGGGCGGGACCAUCUUCCGGUCAUGACGUACGAUACGAGUUCGUCCGACCCUUCCUCUGGCACGGACGAUACGCUUGAACACAAACACGCCAGUUACGGAUCGGGUUCUUCCCGGACGAAGUGCAAUAGCGAGCGGAUGAUGGAGGAAGGCCAAGGGGGUACGCGGUUGGAUAUCGUCGAAUUCCUUCAAGGGUCGAAUUGGGAGGACGAAGAGGAUUCGCGGCGGCUUCGCAUGAGCAGGAAGCCGGAUAUAUGAAUGUACAUUGUACGAGUCAGUUGUAAGGAUUAAACAUAGAUGACAGAAUAUAC
Messenger RNA from Filobasidium floriforme, 1383 nucleotides. RefSeq lists its product as uncharacterized. Bases 125 to 1330 code for a protein of 401 amino acids. The transcript has 4 exons. NCBI's taxonomy places the organism in Eukaryota, Fungi, Basidiomycota, Tremellomycetes, Filobasidiales, Filobasidiaceae. The record is from RefSeq and is a predicted model, not a curated record.